Messenger RNA from Mytilus trossulus (common blue mussel), 1902 nucleotides. RefSeq names its product cytochrome P450 2C31-like. Gene Ontology annotation, biological process: xenobiotic metabolic process. Gene Ontology annotation, cellular component: cytoplasm; intracellular membrane-bounded organelle. Lineage: Eukaryota; Metazoa; Mollusca; Bivalvia; Mytilida; Mytilidae. The coding region runs from base 294 to 1787 and encodes 497 amino acids. The record is from RefSeq and is a predicted model, not a curated record. The transcript is spliced from 5 exons. Gene Ontology annotation, molecular function: iron ion binding; heme binding; steroid hydroxylase activity.
AAAUCAAAUACAUGAUUUUUUUUCACUUGUUUACCUUAGUCUUGUGGCUAUCUAAUUAAAUUUAAAUGCAUAUUUUUAUUUGAUAUAAGGGGCAAAUUACAAGCAUUUGCUUGAUUCCGACACUGCAACUGAUGCUGGGGGAAAUGAAAACCACAGAGAAAUGAGACCAUAUUCUGUUGUCAGGAGGGAAACAUAAAAGAUUAUCUCAAAUGAAAGACUUCAUGUAUCUCAUUACAAUUUCUGUUAGUUUGCCAUGAAAAAAUCACGUUAAAUGAAAUCAAACUAAACAUCUGAUGAAAAUGUUGCAGGUUGAAUUUUUCAGUAAUCUGGAAACAAACCAGCUGUUUUUGGUUUUCUUCAUGUUUUUCUUAAGCGCAAUAUAUCUUUGGAGAAAAACACAUAAUGGAUUUCCACCCGGACCAUUUCCAUGGCCCAUCAUUGGAAAUCCUAUCUUGUUCCAAGGAAAACACCACAUCCGAUUAACAAAUUUGAAAAAUAAAUAUGGGGAUAUAUUUAGCCUUAAAGCUGGGAAAAAUAGAAUUGUGUUUGUUUGCUCAUUGGAUGGUGUGAUUAAUGGGUUGAACCAAUCAGAUGACACAUUUGAUGACCGACCAAACCUACCAUCUUUUCAUUGGUUGUUCCAUGGUUGCAGACAAAAAGGUUUGGGAACUGCAGAUUUUGACGAAAAAACAUCAAUAAAGAAAAAGUUCAUCAUAGACUGUCUAGGAAGUUAUUGUUCCGUAGACACAAACAUUGAAGAAAAGAUAACUACAGAGGCAGUUAAUCUCUUAUGUUAUUUUCUUAAACAAGAAGAAGAAUUUGACCCAAAAGAAUCGUUCCAAUUUGCUCAUUUGCAUAUUAUGAUGACAUUGGUCUUCCAUCAAACACAAGACCAAGCUAUACAGGAUGUUUAUAAAUCACUUAAAACGCGAUCAGAUGCAAAGAAAGUCUUUAGUCCUAAUAAUUUCUUUCCAUUUUUACAUUCUUUUUAUAAAGACGAUUUUCAAAGUACUGUUGAAAGAACUGAACUUCAGAUGGCGUUUCAAAGAGACAUGCUUAAUCAUCAUAAAGAUACAUACAGUCCACAUCGACUCCGCGACAUUGUAGAUCACUUACUCUUGUUUAUAGAAAGUGACGAGGAUCACGGCCUUAUUGAUUGUGAUGAUAUAGAGUACCUCCUUAUGGAGAUAUUUGAGUCAGGAUUUUCAGCAGUGCCAGCCAUCCUACAGUGGCUCAUUGGUUACAUGGUGGCAUUCCCAGAUUGCCAAAAACUAGUUCAGAGAGAACUAGAUGAAGUUGUUGGUAGAGAGAGAUUUCCGUCCUUAGUCAAUCAGCCAUAUUUACCUUUCACUAUGGCCGUUAUUUUAGAGGUCCAGAGAAUCGUUACUGUAUUCCCCUUCCUUCAGCCCCACAGAACAACAAAGCACUGUGUAUUUCAAGGUUUUGAUAUACCAGAGGAUACAAUAAUGAUGUUUAACAUUUGGAGCAUUCAUCAUGACAAGAGAUACUGGAAAAAUCCAAUGAGAUUUGACCCACACAGGUUCCUUGAUGACAAACAGAAUCUUGUCAUACCAGAUCAGUAUAUGCCAUUUGGUGCUGGUAAGAGGAGUUGUCCUGGAGAGACUCUUGUGGAUGUUGAGAUAUUCCUCUUCUUUACUUACAUUAUGCAUCAAGUUACAGUAACAGCUGCAGAGAAUGGACAGGUGUUUAAACUGGAGUCUGAAUUUGAUGAAAUAGUUCAUCCUAAGCCAUUUAAAGUAUUUGUGCAAUCUAGGGUUGUUGACUGAAGAAGCUAUGAACACUGUUGUUUCACUAUACAUGUUUUUUUCUUUAAUAGUAAUUAGCAUUUUUGUAGGUCAAAACAAUCUUCUUAAAAGAACAUGACAAAAUACAGUAACUUUG